CUACUUCCUUCUCUUUCACUCCCUGUAGCCAACAUGGCAGUCGGCAAGAAUAAGAGGCUGACCAAAGGCGGCAAAAAAGGUGCCAAAAAGAAGAUGUAAGUAAUGCAAUUCAUCCAUUAAAUCAUGCAAUACACACUAUCGAGUUCAGGUUUGUGACUUUCAAUUUGAAAAUGUGAAGGAUGAAGUAGAUUUUGACUGGAUGCCCUUAGGCCGGUCACCGUUGCUAAUCUGCUAGGCUCACCGCGCAGUCUGUUCAUUAGAUGACAAGAGUUUGUGCAUAAGCGACACUGAACUGUUAUGUUAGAGACGGUCAAAGUCAUUCCACAGGCUGCAUAUAGUGAAGCAUUUAUAUAAAUGUGCCGAAAUGCACAAAUGGCCUGUAAUCUAGAAACAUCGGCUGUGUAGCAAGCUGCCUAACUUCAUGUAGUUACGGUGGCUAACAAGAUGGCAGACAUGUCCACGUUAUGUUCAUGUAUGGCUAACGUUAGCUAGGGGAAGUGUUUUCUACGAAAUGGUGUGGUCAAACAUAUUAAUGAAUUGUAGCCAAGCCAGCCAGGGCUACAUGUGCGUGGUGCCAACCCUUCAGUCGUUAGCGAGAAAAGGCUCCACUUGUCAGAUGAGAUUUGAGCUUCUGCUAUUUAGUCAGCCAGUUACCUGGGCCCUACAUUAAUAGCUAGCUCUGCUAUCCCAGUCAUGUUUUAUUGAUUAUCCAGGUGCCCGUUGAAUUUCCACGUUUGAUUGUACUGGAAGUUGACGUUCAUACCAAUGCCAGAAUCAUUGUCAAAUACUAUCUUAGCUAGGUAGCCCUUUGGGUUCACCUAAACAAUACUGUAACCUUAGUUUAUUCAGUUAGCUACAUAGGCCUGUCGUCAAAGCAACUAAAGACAUUAACAGAACUGAUAUUGACCACCCUACUUUCUCUAUCUCCCAGUGUCGACCCAUUCUCCAAGAAGGACUGGUAUGAUGUCAAGGCACCCGCAAUGUUCAACAUCCGCAACAUUGGCAAGACAUUGGUCUCCAGGACUCAGGGAACCAGUAAGUUUGCUUUUCCUACAUACAAAUGGAGCAACACAUGGUUCAGUGGUGAUGGCUACCAGUUUGAAGACUAGCAUGGAACAAACUAACUGUAGACAGAACCACAUGGUUCUGUGGAGUUAUAGCGCAGUUUGGAAACUGGGAGUUGACUAAAGUGAUGUGACUGGAAUGCUAACUUUUAACCUUUUACUGUAACCAGCUAGCUAGGUAGCCUAAUUCAACUAGCUAUGGGACACAACUUCGGGAGUCUAUAUAUUGGUUGGACUCCCUGAGUUGUGCAUCUUUCUGGUGUAUGGUGACUGAUAAUAACCCUACCACAGCGGGCUGGCAUUAGACCACACAUUUCAUGCAAGACUUCCUACCACAAAAUCUACCACUUUACAUAGCAGGAAUAUGGUGCUGUUCGGACAAAAGUUGAAUUCUGACGUUUAUUUAAUAGAACACAUUUCACUCUACAUCUGGUAAGUAGAGUUCCUAGAGAUUAUACAUAUGCGUGUGUUAGGAUGUCUUUUUGUGAUGCUGGCUAUAUUGUGAUUGGGUUAUUUUCUGUCAGCAUACACCAGAACGAUUCACAACUCGGAGUUCAACUAUUACACUCCUGAAGAUGUCAGUUAAAUUCAACAUGGGUUUGUUGGUCAGUAAUGUCCCUUUUUAGUUUUUCCGCUUUUAAAAUUCUCAUCUUGUCCGUUUUGUUUGUACCAUACUUAACACAAUGGGAAUGCAUGAUGACAAAUUGUUCCGGCCCAAUGAUGGUCACUGAUAAAGAUAUCCGCUGUUCCCUGCCUUGGUCUCCAUUCCCCUCACUGUGUCCCACAUCAACUAACCCAACUGUUUGUUCUACUAGGAAUCGCCUCCGAUGGUCUGAAGGGACGUGUGUUCGAGGUGAGCCUUGCUGACCUGCAGAACGAUGAGGUGGCCUUCCGCAAGUUCAAGCUGAUCUCAGAAGACGUGCAGGGCAAGAACUGCCUGACUAACUUCCACGGCAUGGACCUGACCCGUGACAAGAUGUGCUCCAUGGUCAAGAAGUGGCAGGUGAGGAUGGAGCACAGCUGGAUUUGUGGAGAUUGUAGUUUUGAUGAUAUGCAUUUAUAAUCAUAAUACAACGUGUAUGGAUAUGGGUCAUACUGUCAUUAAAGGUGCAAUAUGUAGAAAUCACUCCGCCAUUUCCCGGUUGCUAAAAUUCAAAUAGUUUCGGUUUGUGACGAAACAACCAGUCAUUUUGUAGAGAAUCCAUCUAAACUGCUGUGAAAUCUUUUCCAUAACCAAAAAUCAGGUGUUUGAAGCUGGUGUACAAAAGUAAAGAAUGCAAAACUUAACAGGAAGCAUAGGAGAGAAAAAACUAAUAUAGAACAGAUCUACCGCUUCUUAUUGUUGCUUUAAAUGAGAAUGGGAGCUAUAACUCACAUUUCUAUGUGACUUUGGUCGGGUCGGCCAAAAAGUGACAUUGCAACUUUAUGCUGAAAGGCGCUGCCUUUCCGCCAUAGUUUGUUUCUCAGAACAUGUGGAAUGUGAACCACAAUUUCAACAUUGUACCCUAAUACUGUCACACCACAAAGUGAUAUACCAUUAUGGGUCAUCUCAACACUGAAUUAACUUCUGCCCUGUAAUGUUAUUGAUCACAUGUUGGGCCCAAUGUACCCAAAACUAUAUUAAUUUACCUUUAUCCUGCCCCCCCACCGCCAGACCAUGAUUGAGGCCCAUGUGGACGUGAAGACCACCGACGGCUACCUCCUGCGUCUGUUCUGCGUUGGCUUCACAAAGAAGCGCACCAACCAGAUCAGGAAGACGUCGUACGCCCAGCAUCAGCAGGUCCGUCAGAUCAGGAAGAAGAUGAUGGAGAUCAUGACCCGUGAGGUCCAGACUAACGACCUGAAGGAAGUCGUCAACAAGCUGUAAGGAUGCUUUUCCUCCUGAUGCUGGUUCGGCACUCUGUUGGGAAGAUGUGGUCCAUGUGAAAUGCAUCAUGGAGAGCAUGUAUGGGCAUGCAUAUUAGUUGGCUGUUUGAUGAAGCAAAUUAUUUAUUGCAACAAAAUUGUUGCAAGUUCGGAACACUUUUACUGCAUCUGAAAUUGUGGACAGUUAAGUUUCAAUGUCUGAGUAAGUUGAAUGGCUUUCAAUGAAGGUAGCCAGUAAAUUUAACUAGAGCUCUCAGCCUGUCAGUCAGUAGCCAAGCCAGGUUUUCUGUUACUGAUUCACUUAUUUUCCCUUUGUUCUCUAGGAUCCCUGACUCUGUUGGCAAGGACAUUGAGAAGGCCUGCCAGUCCAUCUACCCCCUCCACGAUGUCUACGUCAGGAAGGUUAAGAUGCUGAAGAAGCCCAAGUUUGAGUGUAAGUCACCUUUAACCUCAAACCUAUCCUGCCCCUUGAGGCGUUGCAGUCCGACUGAAUGUGUCGAGCCUGUGUCAUAAGGGGCGGAGAGUGAAAAGGUUAUGUCUACGCCGAGGACCUAGAACGGUGGGUACUUGGAGUGAUCAUAGCUCUGACAGAUUGCACAAUACUAGACAAUGGAUUGUGUAAAAUAAAGACUUCAGGAUCUUUGUCAUAAACUUACCAUGCAUUUGAAGGACCUCCAAAAAUACAACCUUAACCUAAAAUACCCAGGGUUAAUAAAGGUCCCCUUUAACAUUGAGCUAGCAAUCAUAUUGAGCUAGCAAUCAUAUGGUAUUCCAGCGAGAUGACUCCACACUUGCUUCUCUGCGACAUGAUGGUAUCCUAAAAUAUGCUGUUAUGGCUGUGUUUACACAGGCAGCCCAAUUCUGAUAUUUUGCACCAAUUAUUGGCAUAAAGAUCAGAAUUAGGCUUUGUAAAUGCAGCCUAGCAUACAAAUUUUUCCUAAGUGACUUAUCCAAUGUGGUUUUCUCUAAACAGCCUGUUGAAUUGUACUCUGGCAUUGUGCUGAGAUUAUUCUUGUCUCCUUACAGUGGGCAAACUGAUGGAGCUCCACGGUGAGGGUGGUGGCAGCAGUGCAGCCAAGCCCUCAGGGGACGACACCGGGGCGAAGGUUGAUAGGGCCGACGGCUACGAGCCCCCCAUCCAGGAGACCGUCUAAACACCCUCUGACAGAUUUAAUAAAAAAUGUAAAUGAGACUGCAAACUGUUGUCUUCUGUUAAUGGGAUGGUUGUUUAGUAAUGUAUUUUGUAUAGAGCUUUUCUUUUUAGGCCGACAAAGCAUUUAUGGUUACUAUUUAUACUGAACAAAAAUAAACGCAACAAUUUCAAAGAUUUUAU
Messenger RNA from Coregonus sp. 'balchen', 4263 nucleotides. The record is from the annotation of a GenBank genome assembly. Lineage: Eukaryota; Metazoa; Chordata; Actinopteri; Salmoniformes; Salmonidae.